This is a messenger RNA of Encephalitozoon cuniculi GB-M1, 1077 nucleotides long. Its product is annotated as methionine aminopeptidase 2. Gene Ontology annotation, molecular function: metalloaminopeptidase activity. Lineage: Eukaryota; Fungi; Microsporidia; Unikaryonidae. The record is from RefSeq and is marked provisional. Gene Ontology annotation, biological process: proteolysis. The coding region runs from base 1 to 1077 and encodes 358 amino acids. The transcript has a single exon.
AUGAAGUGUAUUCUGUUGAAUCAGGCUGAGGAGCUUCCCAUCGAGUUCCUCCCAAAAGAUGGGGUUUACGGGAAGGGAAAGCUGUUCGAUUCAAGGAACAUGGAGAUUGAGAACUUCACAGAGUCUGACAUUCUGCAGGAUGCACGGAGGGCGGCGGAGGCUCACAGAAGAGCACGCUACAGGGUUCAGAGCAUCGUAAGGCCGGGGAUAACGCUUCUUGAGAUUGUAAGGUCCAUAGAGGACUCCACCAGGACGCUUCUGAAAGGUGAAAGAAACAACGGAAUAGGAUUUCCUGCAGGGAUGUCGAUGAACUCCUGUGCAGCACACUACACAGUCAACCCUGGGGAGCAGGACAUUGUCCUCAAGGAAGAUGAUGUCUUGAAGAUAGACUUCGGGACACACUCCGACGGCAGGAUAAUGGACUCUGCCUUCACAGUUGCAUUCAAGGAAAAUCUUGAGCCUUUGCUGGUUGCUGCCAGGGAGGGGACGGAGACAGGUAUCAAGUCACUAGGGGUGGAUGUGAGAGUCUGCGACAUAGGGAGAGACAUCAACGAAGUCAUUUCGAGCUAUGAGGUGGAGAUUGGUGGGCGGAUGUGGCCAAUCAGACCGAUAUCGGAUCUCCAUGGUCACUCCAUAUCCCAGUUCAGGAUCCAUGGAGGAAUCUCGAUACCGGCUGUGAACAACAGGGACACAACAAGGAUCAAGGGAGACUCGUUCUAUGCAGUGGAAACGUUUGCAACGACCGGAAAAGGAUCCAUAGACGACAGGCCCCCAUGCUCGCACUUCGUGCUGAACACAUACAAGAGCAGGAAGCUCUUCAACAAGGACCUAAUAAAGGUCUACGAAUUUGUCAAGGACUCGCUUGGAACUCUCCCCUUCAGUCCCAGACAUCUGGACUACUACGGCCUGGUGAAGGGCGGAUCCCUGAAGAGCGUGAACUUGCUCACAAUGAUGGGGCUCCUCACCCCCUAUCCUCCCCUUAACGACAUCGACGGAUGCAAGGUUGCACAGUUCGAGCACACAGUAUAUUUAAGUGAACACGGGAAGGAGGUCCUUACAAGGGGCGAUGACUAUUAA